AUGGUGUUGGUGGAUAGAGGCGGGUUAUGGUAUAGGGUUUUGGUAGCGCGGUGGCUUGGUGAUGUUCCUUUUUGUAUCAGGUUGCGUCGCCUAUUUGACUUAGCGUCUAAUAAGCUGAGCACAGUAGCUAAUAUGGUUGCCCUUGGUGGGGAGGUUGACGGAGAGGCGUGGGGCUGGAGGCGUAGGUUGAGGGUGUGGGAGGAGGAGAUGCUAGAGGAGUGUUUUGGUGGAGUAUUGCGCAACCAUUCCGACACCUACAUAUCAGGCUUUUCAGGUUAUAUAAACAGCCCUUCAGACAUUCUGUUCGCGGAACUUAUGGCCCUUUAUCAAGGAUUAAGGUUAGCUAUCAACUUAAAUUUUGAGGAAGUGGCCUGCUAUUCAGAUUCUCUCCUCACCGUCAAUCUCAUCAAGCAAGAUAUCUGUCAGUACCAUGUUUACGCGGUUAUCAUUCAAAACAUCAAAGACCUACCAAGCUCUAGAAAUUUCUCUCUUGAACAUUCGCUUAGAGAAGGUAACCAAUGCGCGAAUUAUAUGGCCAAAUUUGGAGCUUCGACUGAUGUUGCUUUCACGGUUCACUCUUCGCCUCCGGAGUUACUUAUUCCUCUGUUGAGAACAGAUGAGAUAGGUUCUAUUUUUAUUAGGCGCUAG
This is a messenger RNA of Medicago truncatula (barrel medic), 648 nucleotides long. RefSeq lists its product as uncharacterized. The transcript has 3 exons. Lineage: Eukaryota; Viridiplantae; Streptophyta; Magnoliopsida; Fabales; Fabaceae. Gene Ontology annotation, molecular function: nucleic acid binding; RNA-DNA hybrid ribonuclease activity. The record is from RefSeq and is a predicted model, not a curated record. The coding region runs from base 1 to 648 and encodes 215 amino acids.